Pseudomyrmex gracilis is the source of this 1010-nucleotide messenger RNA. Its product is annotated as astacin. The coding region runs from base 70 to 996 and encodes 308 amino acids. Gene Ontology annotation, biological process: proteolysis. The transcript has 5 exons. Gene Ontology annotation, molecular function: zinc ion binding; metalloendopeptidase activity. NCBI's taxonomy places the organism in Eukaryota, Metazoa, Arthropoda, Insecta, Hymenoptera, Formicidae. The record is from RefSeq and is a predicted model, not a curated record.
GUUACGUAUAUAAGAAAGGAAACAAUACCUUGCAGUGUCAGACUAAGUGGUGUUCUAGUUCAAUGAACAAUGGGAAUAAUUUUACUGUUCGUAACGAUCGGCGUCUGUUCAGGAUUGCCAGCUAAGAGCUAUCGUGGAACGCACGGUCAUCCUACACCGCCUGAUCCACGGUUUGAUGGAGUUUUCAACAAUGAACAUAAUCACGAGGAAAUUGCGAAUAAUAUAAAAUCUUGGAGUCCAAAUGAUCCGCAGAAUGUUUGGGAACUAAGUGGUUUACAUGAAGGCGAUAUAAUGAUUCAUCCGGAUAGUCCAUCAUGGAAAAAUGGUCUUCUGGACGCUACAGCACGGUGGCAUGGUGGUAUUGUGCCGUAUUUUAUACAGGAAGAUGAUUUUGAUCGAGAUCAAAUUGAACUGAUCAAAGAAGCCAUGGGAGAGUAUCAUGAAAAAACCUGCUUACGUUUUCGACCUUACAAAGAUUCUGACGAAGAUUACGUGACAAUACAAGCGAAAAAAUCAGGAUGUUGGUCUUUGGUAGGUCGUCAUGGUCAUGGACAAGUGUUGAAUCUACAGAAUCCAGGAUGCGUUCAUCACGGCGUAGUGGUGCACGAACUCAUGCAUGCCUUGGGCUUUUACCAUCAGCAGAGUGCUGCAGAUCGAGACGAAUGGGUUACUAUACAUUGGGAGAACAUCAAAUUGGGUAAGGAGCAUAACUUCAACAAAUAUGACAAUCGCACUGUCACUGAUUAUGGUAUCAGCUAUGAUUACAAGAGCGUUAUGCAUUACAGUUCCCACGCAUUUUCCAGAAAUGGAGAACCAACUAUUACGCCAAAGAAAGAGAAGGUAAAACUUGGUCAACGGGACGGACUCAGCGAAAAGGAUGUAGCCAAAGUACAAGCAAUGUACAAAGAAGAAUGUGGCGAUCGUGAACCGGAAGGAAAUGGAAGCAAUUCUUUCGAGUCGUCUCAAGAGACUUCUAUAGAAUGGAUAUUUGAUUAAAUGUACAUCCACAA